Messenger RNA from Hermetia illucens (black soldier fly), 472 nucleotides. Its product is annotated as cytochrome c oxidase assembly protein COX19. Gene Ontology annotation, biological process: mitochondrial respiratory chain complex IV assembly. The record is from RefSeq and is a predicted model, not a curated record. The transcript has 2 exons. The coding region runs from base 152 to 439 and encodes 95 amino acids. Gene Ontology annotation, cellular component: mitochondrial intermembrane space. NCBI's taxonomy places the organism in Eukaryota, Metazoa, Arthropoda, Insecta, Diptera, Stratiomyidae.
ACUUCCCGUCUCCCUACGUCACUGCCUAACCUGUUGAAAGCAAUCCUUCAGUCAUCGGCACACGAAGGGAAUCGCGCCGGGCGAACGUCAGCGAAACAGCACGAAAGAGGAUCCUUCACAUCACAACUGUCAAAUGUUCGAUUGACAGGUUAUGGCAUCGCAUACGUUCAGCCAGAAGAAAUUCACACCGACUCCGCCGGACAAAGGAAGCUUCCCACUCGACCAUGAGAACAUUUGCCGAAAAUUAAUGCUCCAGUAUAUGACGUGUUUGCGAAAGAACAACGACAACAACUCCAAGUGUCGCGAGCAAGCGAAAAGUUAUCUCGAGUGUCGCAUGGACAAUCAAUUGAUGGCCAGAGAAGAUUGGUCGAAAUUGGGUUUCCACAACGAGGCGACCGCGACGGCUACGAGUGCCAAGACCGUGGAGAAAAGCCAGUAGCACCAGUGCACCGCAAGAACCAGCAGCAGCGAC